Messenger RNA from Polypterus senegalus (gray bichir), 7108 nucleotides. RefSeq names its product lengsin, lens protein with glutamine synthetase domain (gene lgsn). Gene Ontology annotation, molecular function: glutamine synthetase activity. Lineage: Eukaryota; Metazoa; Chordata; Cladistia; Polypteriformes; Polypteridae. The coding region runs from base 131 to 2197 and encodes 688 amino acids. The record is from RefSeq and is a predicted model, not a curated record. The transcript has 4 exons. Gene Ontology annotation, cellular component: membrane; cytoplasm.
UUAGAACUUGCACAGAAUUUUCCACUAUUGUGUGGAAAUCUAUAAAAAGAACUGAAGGCCGUCAAUGGCCUGGAAAUGGGAUCUUAUGUUAACCUGUUAAGCUGUGCACCGAUGUUUAAAAGUGGCCAUCAUGGAGGAGGAGGACGACAUCUGCACAAAGGAUUCAGUGAAUAUCUCUACAGAUGAAGUCGACGGAAGUAGGAUCAGCCUGAAAAAAAGAAAAGGAGUCAAGGUCAGUGGGAAAUACUUGCCCCCCAUGGAGUGGGAGAAGGGGGGUUCUUUUCGUCAGAUAGGUCAGUUUGAUUCCUCUGUGGCAGCCAUGAGCCGCACUGCGAGAUCACCGUCAAACUACCAGCAGGAUGGCAGGCUGCGAGAAGAGAGCAGUGAUGACCAAGAGAAGCCAGGGUAUCCACCAUCACAGUGCCUCCAGGAUGACAACUGGAAUACAGAGCAGGAGGCCACAGGGGGGUCUGUUUCUGAGGCAGGAGUAUCCAGGCAGACCAUACAGGAACUGAAGAAUCUUUUAAGGGAAAGCUCCUUAUUACAAACACGUACCAAACCUGGCAUGACUGGCAUUUACCCGUGUGCCCAGACCCCUGCAAAAAGGUCACAGGAGGCUCCAGCCGUCUCUUUCAGCACUUUUAAGCCUUUUUCUGAGGAUCCUCAAAGCAGAAUGCAAGCGCAAAAAAUGGCAACUGCUGCUGUCCAGAUCAGACCUGGUGGUGAUCCAUGCAUCGUGAUGGGCAAACCUGCAGGGGUCAACACAAAGCACUCAGAGACGAAGCAAGAAGUUGUGCUUGGAGCUGGUGGGCCAGGACCAAGAACUGAUCAGGCUGACAACACCAAAGAUUCAGCGGCAAACAUGUCAGGAAUUCAGAGCAUUUCCACCACCGAUCAGAUUAAACAGCAGAUUGCCAGAGAAGAAAUCAGCUUUGUGCGAUUUGAAGCCACAGACCUGCACGGAGUUUCAAGAUCCAAGACGAUUCCAGCCCGCUUCUUUCAGGACAAGGCCCUAUAUGGUGUCCCCAUGCCCAGAAGCUAUCUUGAGUUGACUCUGAGUCCAAAGGAUAAUGAAGUAGAUCAUAUGAGUGCCACCAACUUCAAUAGUGACAUCCUUCUUGUUCCUGAUCUUGGCAGUUUCCGUAUUCUUCCUUGGGCAGUUAAAACAGCCCGUGUGCUGUGUGAUGCUUACACCAUUACAGGGCACCCUCUACGUACCUCUCCUAGGCAUGUUGCCAAGCAGAUGCUGAGCCAGCUGAGGGCUCACGGCUUCUCACUGCAUUCGUCCUUUACAUACGAGUGCUGUAUAUUUGGCGCUCCAGAAAAGAUUGAUGCCAAAAUGGUGUUUUUUCCAGCCGCCACUCUCCUGGGCGGCCAGGAUUUGCCCUUCCUGCAGCAGCUGAUCGAUGGCAUGUACUACGUUGGUGCCGAUGUGGACAGCUUUUCUUCUGCUAGCGGCCCUGGCCAAAUGGAGAUCUCUCUCCAGCCUGAGUUUGGCAUCGCUUCAGCAGACAGUGCUUUCACAUUCAGAACGGGCAUCAAGGAAGUAGUGAGGAAGCAUGGCUACCUCGCCAGCUUUUUCACCAAUAAUGGCUUUCACAAUGCGGCGGUGCUCUCCCACAGUGUGUGGGAUGUCAAUGGCAAGAGGAACCUUUUCCAUACUGGCACGGGAGAGAUGUCUGAACUGAGCAAGAAGUGGCUGGCUGGCCUGCUAUACCACUCGGCGGCGCUCAGCUGCCUGAUGGCCCCCGGCGUUAGCUGCCGAAAGCAUAUUGCUCAAGAGGGCAAGGAGGCUAAGAAUUGUGUGUAUGCUACUUGGGGUGCCAAUGACAACAACUGUGCCUACAAUGUCAAGUGCCAUGGAGGCAGAGGUGCCCAAAUCGACAACAAGCUGGGCUCUGCCACCGGCAACCCUUACCUCGCCCUGGCAGCCACAGUGGCAGCUGGCCUGGAUGGCAUCAAGCGAAGUCUCACUCUGGACACUGAUUCUGAAGGGCCUAUUAGCCCAUCUCAGUUAAGACACCAUGCCAUUCCCGUGAAGCUAGAAGAUGCCUUGGUUGCACUGGCAGAAGACCACAUCAUCAGGGGCGCCUUGGGUGAUGCGUUUGUACAAUAUUUCAUUGCAAUGAAACGCUACGAGAUUGAAACCAAGGAGCUCGACGCAGAAAGGAACAAAGGCUUGGAGUACUUUAUUUGAGUGAAGAAACGUGGCGAGAAAAUGCAUUGGCAGACCGUCAUUCCCAAUGGAGGACCUGAAGCUGAUAUCACACUCUGUUAUUGAAGGGGCUCUUCAUAAGGUUAACGUAGGGACCGCCAAUAACAGCGUCUAGCUUAUUUUGGAUUGUAUAAGAGCAUGAAAUCUGAACCUGGUGGAUUUGGCAUGAAUUGUAGUCAAAUGACUAUGAAAAUCCACCUACACAAUCGACUGGGCUGGGUGGCACAGCAGUUAGCACCACUGCCUCAUGGAUCCUGAACCGUGGGCGCCUGGUCUGCUUGCUUGUGUGAAAUUUCCUCCGGUACUUCAUUUCUCCUUCCACAUCUCCAGAGAUGUGCUGGUUAAGUUAACAAUGCCACCCUAAACGGACCCUGUGUGGGUGUGAGUGCGUCUGGCAAUGGAUCGUUGCCCCAUGUACAGUUGAUUCCAGUAUUGUGUCCAGGAUAGACCCUGAACUUUCUAAUCCUGAGCUGGAUUGAGUACAUUUGAAUGGUCCAUUUGUGGUGUUGCUUACCUUCUCAUGCUUGAAGUUACCAUGAUCGGCUCACCAUUAAUAUACUUUUGCAGCGAAUUUACUGGGUUUGUUGGUGGUCGUCUUUAACAAAUUCUUCCCUGAAAAUCUGUCAUGCGGCUGGUUUACGUGAACGUUUUUUUUUUUUCUUGCAUCCCAUGAUGCUUUUGUGAGGCCAAACGUGACAUCACAGAGCUGUAGCAGCCAGUGUUGGAUAGGAAUGUCACUCCCUGUCUAACUUCCGUCGCACCUGCACAGAACGUUCGCGAAGGUCUACUGUUGGCAUACUCCACAUCACUCUAUAUGUUACAUGGUCAGUGGAAGGAACCGCAGGUCCAUGGGGUGAAAUGUUGGUUGGCCCUAUUUAAUUGAAACAAAUGAGCAACACAAAAAGGGGGCUCAAUGGCACCAAAACAAAUGAAACAUCAAUGUUUUUGGCUCAGGAACUUUCCUUGGCCAACAAAGCCUCUUAAAGUCACAGUGGGAAGCAGCUCUGUACUGCGAUGCAGAAGGACGUCUCCUUCCGGGAACAACUGUAUCGAAAUAUCCUACAGAGGAUUUACUCCAAAAUGACUGUACAAGCAUCCAUAGAUCGUUUAAUUCAAAUGCUGAAACUCCGAGAAGAUUGUUUGCUUCAAAACGAUUGCACAAAUAGCCGUAGAUUGCUUGAUUGAAAGCGAUCAGAUCCAAAGUCCUGCAGAUCAUCUGCUUCAAAAUUUCUGGACAAUUAAGCUAUGAGUCGUUUGAUCCAAAGUGGCCGUGUCAAAACUCUUGUGGAUUGUUUGCUUCAAAAUAGUUGCAUGAACAGCCAUGGAUCAAAUCAACUCCAUCAAAAAGCCUGUUGAUUGCUUGCUUCAAAAUGUCUGCCCCAACAUCUACAUAUCACUUGCUUCAAACCAACAGUAUCAAAAAUUCUACGGAUAAUUUACUGACUGGACAAAUGGCAAUGGAUCCAUUAAUUCCAAACGUUAAUGUUGAAGCUCCUGAAGAUCGUUUGUUUCAAAACGACUGCACAAAUAACCACAGACUGCUUGAUUCUAAGCGAUCAGAUCCAAAGUCCUUGAGAUCAUUUGCUUCACAACGACCGCAUAGGUAGCCGUGGAUCGAUUGAUCCAAAAUGGCCGUGUCAAGACUCUCACAAACCACUUGCUUCUAAACAACUGCAUGAAUAGCUGUGGAACAAAACAACUGUAUUAAAAUAUAUGUUGAUUGUUUGCUUGAAAAUGUCUACUUCAACACGUCCAUAUCGUUUGAUUCAAAUCAACUGCGUCAAAAUGACUUUGUAAAUAGCCGUAGAUCCUUCAAUUUAAAACAAUUGUAUCGGAACUCCAGAAGAUCGUUUGCUUCAAAAUGACUGCACCAACAGCCAUGGAUCAUUUAAUUCAAAUCGAUCAAAUUAGAUCAUUGGACUGUUCAGGCAGCUGUGGGUCGUUUCAUCCAAAAUGGCCGUGUCAAAACUCCCGUGAAUUGUGUGCUUCAAAAUGGCCGCAUGAACAGCCAUUGAUCAAAUCAAUUGUAUCAGAAUGUCUGUGGAUUGUUUGUUUCAAAAUGUCUACUCCAACACGCCCAUAUCAUUUGAUUCAAAACAACUGUGAUAAAACUCUUAUGGAUGAUUUAAUUCAACAUGACUGUACAAACAGCCAUAGUUCUUUUCAUUCAAAUCAGUUUCAUGUCGAAACUCCUGAGGAUCGUUUGCUUCAAAAUGACUACACAAAUAGCCACAGAUUGCUGGAUUCUAAAAGAUCAGAUCCAAAGUCCUUCAGAUUAUUUGCUUCACAACGACUGUACAAGUAGCUGUGAAUCAACUGAUCCAAAAUGGCCGUGUCAAAACUCUUACAAACCAUUUGCUUCAAAACAACUACAUCAACAGCCAUGGAUCAAAUUAACUGUAACAAAAAGUCUGUUGAGUGUUUGCUUCCAAAUGUCUACUCCAACACAUUCAUUUCGUUUGAUUCAAAACAACUGUGACAAAACUUUUGUGGAUGAUUUAAUUCAGCAUAACUGCACAAACAGCCAUAGAUCAUUUAAUUCAAAUUAGCUAAGAUGAAACUCCUGAAGAUCGUUUGCAUCAAAAUGGCUGUACAAGUAGCCGUGGAUUGUUUGAUCCAAAAUGGCCGCAUCAAAACUCCCAUGGAUUGUUUGCUUCAAAACGAUUUCAUGAACAGCCAUGGAUCAAAAAUACUAUUUUAAAAUAUCUGUUGAUUGUUUGUUUCAUAAUGCCUGCUCUGACACCUACAUAUCGUGUGUUUCAAAACAACUAUAUCAAAAAAAUCCUACAGAUGAUUUACUUCAAAAUGACUGAAUAAAUUUUUUAAUUCAAAAUGGCAAUCUCGAAACUCCUGAAGAUCGUUUGCUUCCAAACGACUACACAAACAGCCAUGGAUCAUUUAAUUCAAAUUAGCUAAGAUGAAACUCCUGAAGAUCAUUUGCAUCAAAAUGGCUGUACGAGUAGCCGUGGACCGUUUGAUCCAAAAUGGCUGCAUCAAAACUCCCGCGGUUCGUUUGCUUUAAAACAACUACAUGAACAGCCAUGGAUCAAAUUAACUGUAACAAAAAGUCUGUUUAUUGCUUGCUUCAAAAUGUCUACCCCAACACGUACAUAUCACUUAAUUCUAAACAACUGUACCAAAACUCCUAAGGAUGAUUUGCUUCAAAAUGGCUUUGCAAACAAAAAUUAGAUCCUUCAAUUUCAAACAGUUAUAUCGAAACUCCUGAAGAUUGUUUGCUUCAAAACGACCUCAGAAACAACCGUGUACCAUUUGAUUCAAAGCAAUCCAAUCAAAAGUCCCGCGGAUCAUUUGCUUCAAAAUGACUGCACAAAUAGCCGUGGGUCAUGUGAUCCAAAAUGGCCGUGUCAAAAUUCCCCCGGUUCGUUUGCUUCAACAUGAAUGCAUGAACAGUCAUGGAUCAAAUCAACUCCAUCAAAACGUUUGUUGAUCGUUUGCGUCACAAUGCCUGCUCCAACAUCUGCAUAUCGUUUAUUUCAAAACAGCUAUAUCAAAAAAAUCCUACGGAUGAUUUACUUCAAAGUGACUGUAUAAACAGCAAUGAAUCCUUUAAUUCAAAAUGGCAAUUUCGAAACUCCUGAAGACUGUUUGCUUCUAAACAACUGCACCGACAUCCAUGGAUCGUUUAAUUCAAAACAGCGAAACUGAAACUCCCGCGGAUCAUUUGCUUCAAAAUGACUGCACAAAUAGCCUUGGGUCAUGUGAUCCAAAAUGUUUGUGUCAAAAUUCCCACGGUUCGUUUGCUUCAAAACGAUUGCAUGAACAGCCAUGGAUCAAAUCAUCUGUGUCGGGAUGUCUAUGGAGCGUUGGCUUUGGAAUGACUGUAGGGAUCCUUUGACUAAAAACAGCUGAUUUGAAGCUCCAGUAGAUGGUUUACUUCGAAAAAGUGUCAAUAGAUGGACAUCAUAGCCUUGCACUUCAGUGUGCUUACUAGAAGACAAAGGGGGCUUUUCAACUGAAUUUGGCUUCAUUUGUCAUUUUCAUUUUUCUAUUUCUAAAUAUGCUAAAUACAGAAAAAACAUUAAAGGAACACUUAAUCGUCAGAUUCUGACACCAAGUCAAUGACGUGUCAGGGCCAUCAGUCUGUCCAUGUAGGAAGUAGAAGCAGCUGUGAACCGCCUUCACCUGUUUUGGUCUCCUGGUAUCUACUCCAUGCUCUUGGGACUGUGAUGGAGGACACAGCAAACCUUUUAGCGACAUCAUGUAUGGAUGUGCUGGACCACUUGUGUUGGACCAGUCUGAAUGGGCUGCAGGUACCACCUCAUACCACCAGGAGUGACAAGGACACUAGCAAAACACAAAAUUAGAGAGCAACUGUCUGUGGCCACCAUUCCCUUUUGGCACAAACCAAAGAUGGCGUUUCAGAAGAAGAUCCUUGUACCACCUGUGAAGCCUGGUGGUGGAAAUGUUCUGGAUUGGGGUUGCUUUGCUCCCUCAGAAGCCCGGGCAGCCUGCAGUUGUGGAGUCAGCUAUUAAUUCGGCAUCAUAUCAAAAUGAGGCCAUUUGUCUGAAAGUUGAAGUUGAAUGAUAAUAAAGAUCUGAGGCCCGCUAGCAAAUCCACCAACGAACAGCUCAAGAAGAAGAAACGGAGGUUUGUGGACUGGGCAAGUCAAAGCCCUGAUUUGAAUCUCACUGAAAUGUUGUGGGGGGAUUUGAAACAGGUGGGACAUGCAAGAAAACUCACAAAUAUCUGGCAGAUGAAGGAAUUUUUUAUGGAAGGACGGUCCAAAAUUUAUCUGAGUCAAUGUCAUAGACUAGUAGGUAGUCAUCCCUAAAAGAAGUCAUUUCUGCUAAAAGGAGCAACACCACCUUAGAGGCCAAGGCUGGACUUUGUUUUUCCCCAGUAGAGCGUGACAUCUAUUGAUUUUUUUUUGA